AUGGCCUCCGGUCAGCAGGAGAGGUCGCAGCUGGACCGCAAGGCCCGCGAGGGCGAGACCGUCGUCCCCGGCGGCACCGGCGGCACCAACCUGCAGGCGCAGGAGAACCUCGCCGAAGCUGCUCAUGUCAUGUCUACGGUGUUGGCAGGGCGCAGCCGCGGCGGGCAGACGCGCAAGGAGCAGAUGGGGGAGGAAGGAUACAGCGAGAUGGGGCGCAAGGGCGGGCUGAGCACCAACGACGAGUCCGGCGGCGAGCGCGCGGCCAGGGAGGGCAUCGACAUCGACGAGUCCAAGUUCAAGACCAAGUCCUAG
Triticum turgidum subsp. durum (durum wheat) is the source of this 312-nucleotide messenger RNA. The record is from the annotation of a GenBank genome assembly. NCBI's taxonomy places the organism in Eukaryota, Viridiplantae, Streptophyta, Magnoliopsida, Poales, Poaceae.